Messenger RNA from Teleopsis dalmanni, 563 nucleotides. It is a transcript of the gene ATPsynG, whose product is annotated as ATP synthase subunit g, mitochondrial. The coding region runs from base 99 to 398 and encodes 99 amino acids. The transcript is spliced from 2 exons. The record is from RefSeq and is a predicted model, not a curated record. Gene Ontology annotation, molecular function: proton transmembrane transporter activity. NCBI's taxonomy places the organism in Eukaryota, Metazoa, Arthropoda, Insecta, Diptera, Diopsidae. Gene Ontology annotation, biological process: proton motive force-driven ATP synthesis.
GUAAUAGCGCACUCUAUUCCAUACAGUCGUUUACUGUCAGCGAUUCCACUUGAUAUUUUAUUUUUCCAUUGCAAUUGUGCAAAUAGUCAGAAAAUAAAAUGGCCAGUCUUGCAACAAGAGGUUCCAACCUUGUGAACAAGCUAAUAACCCAAGGAAGACCACAGCUUGAUGUCUUCUUGAAAUACGCCAAAGUGGAAUUGACUCCUCCAACUCCCGCUGAUAUCCCUGCUAUUCGCAGUGGCAUUGGCCGCCUUCUCACAGGUGCACGCACUGGAGCUUACAAAAAUGUUACGGUACGUCAAGCUACUCUAAAUACCUUGGUCACCAUGGAAGUUAUUUUCUGGUUCUAUAUUGGCGAAUGCAUUGGUAAACGUCACAUUGUUGGCUAUGAUGUUUAAGCGGUUAAUUAAGAUUAGUGUUAACUCGUUUAAGUAUUUAAAGUAAAACAGUUUUCGCGAACAUUAAUUACAGCCGAAAAGAAGGAAACAAAAUCGUUACACUUAAUAAAUGUCUAAUACGAAUUCCACAAAUAAAAUUACAUAAACACUGCUGCGAAUGUAAAA